Messenger RNA from Drosophila santomea, 688 nucleotides. RefSeq names its product ventrally expressed gene D protein (gene VepD). The record is from RefSeq and is a predicted model, not a curated record. The transcript has 2 exons. Bases 64 to 309 code for a protein of 81 amino acids. Lineage: Eukaryota; Metazoa; Arthropoda; Insecta; Diptera; Drosophilidae.
CUGCUUAGCGGCCAGGACACACAUCUAGUCAGCGGAGUAAAUCAGCGCCAGCGUAAAACCAAAAUGAUACCACACAGCGAGAAUCCUUUUUCAAACGAGUAUACUUACGUUCAGGAGCCACAGUUCUCAGAACAUUGCGGCGACAGUCGUUGUGGACAGCCCCAAACUGCGUACGAGGUCUAUUACAGAAUCCUGCAACGAUUACAAGCCCAAGAGAAUAAAGACUCCACAGAAGCUAAUGAACAGGAGCUAAGGAAGCAGAUCUGGAUAGCCAGCUUCACUGGGAGGCCCUUGCAAUAUCAAUGUUAGUCGCUAAGCCUUUGUUAAAGAUAUUAAAUAAAACCCAAAGCCCAACCAGGAAAAAUAACCAAAGAUAAACACCACUUGGUUUAAGCCUUUAUUAAUUUAAUCGUACUUUAGACAUUAUUUCACUACAGUUACAGUUAAGCUACUUACCCAUCAGAUUAAAAACUAAAAGAGAAUACUUUGCUUAAAAAAACCUGAAAUGAUUUAGUUAUGCAAACUCUUUAUAUGUUUAUGCAAUGUUCUUUCUUGUUCAUUUAUAAAUUUCUAAUGGUUUAUUAACUUACUUUCAAACGCAUUUAAAUGUCUUAAUGUGAUUUUCACUUCGUUUCUUUUUAUUCAACAAUUUGAUAAGUUCGUAAUGUUUUAUUUUUUGUUUACCAAU